Myxocyprinus asiaticus (Chinese sucker) is the source of this 1215-nucleotide messenger RNA. It is a transcript of the gene colec10, whose product is annotated as collectin sub-family member 10 (C-type lectin). Bases 27 to 848 code for a protein of 273 amino acids. Lineage: Eukaryota; Metazoa; Chordata; Actinopteri; Cypriniformes; Catostomidae. The record is from RefSeq and is a predicted model, not a curated record. The transcript has 6 exons.
CUUUUGAGAACAGAGCGAACUUUCCAAUGCAAGUCAUGGGUGGACAAAAUUUCAGUGGGAAACUAUUUCUGGUUUUAUGUCUUUGUAAUCUAUACUCAGUUUGUGCUACAACAGACGUCUGUUCCAAUAGCAUUCUUCCUGGAUCUAAAGGAGAUCCAGGUGAGGUGGGAACAGAAGGCGAAGAGGGAAAAAUGGGGAAAACCGGCCCACCUGGCCACCGAGGCCUGACCGGCGAAUAUGGAGAGAAAGGAGAUAUGGGCCGGAUGGGAAAGAUGGGAUCUAUUGGGGAGAGAGGUGACAAAGGACAACAAGGAACUGAUGGUCCUCCAGGCAUAAAAGGAAAACCUGGUACUACCUGUGACUGUGGGAGGUACAGAAAGAUGGUCGGACAGAUGGACGUCAGUAUAAGCAAACUGAAAACUGCAGUCAAGUUUCUAAAGAACGUGAUUCUAGGUAUCAGGGAGACAGAGGACACGUUUUAUCUGCUAGUAAAGGAGGCGCGGAAGUUCCGAGAGUCACUUUUGAACUGCAAGAUGCGUGGAGGAUCUCUCGCUAUGCCCAAAACCACAGAGACAAACACCUUACUCGCCAACUAUAUCAGUGAAGCUCACCUCACCCAUGUGUUUAUAGGGCUACAGGUAGGGGAGCCAGAGGUGGGGUACAUGUACAUUGAUGGUAAACCCCUCUUGAACACCACAAUCUGGGGACUGCAGGGGCCACGCAGCGGUAACGGUGACUGUGUGCAGCUGGGUAGUACAGGAGCUUGGAGCCAGGUGGAGUGUGUAGCCACACAGUACUACAUAUGUGAGUUUGCCAAAAACAGAAAGUCUCCAGCAACUUUUAUGUGAUAGUUAAAUGGUCACAGAUGGAGAGAGUUUUCAUUAUGUUUUUAAUCAUUCAUUUUUAACAUCCAAAGCUGAUAUAGUGAGUAAAUGUCAUACAAAGGCUACAUUUUACUGUAUUUUCAUAUGAUAUUUUGUAAUGUUUUAGAAUUUUUUGUUAUUGAAAAUUAUUAAUCACUCUUUUAUAUAACUUAAUAAAGGUUAAAAAGGGGUAUGUGAGUGUCAUGCUUCAACUAAUUAGUAAAACAGUCAACUUUUUCCUGUUUUGGUUGGUUCCUUUUUAGUUUCAUUUCAUCAAAUGCUGUUCUCUGCCAUACAGCCUUCGGGAGAUUCUCAUGAAAUCUAACAACUCAAAAAAUAUAAACAUUCAAUA